Setaria italica (foxtail millet) is the source of this 1023-nucleotide messenger RNA. Its product is annotated as protein FAM71B-like. The coding region runs from base 1 to 1023 and encodes 340 amino acids. The transcript has 3 exons. The record is from RefSeq and is a predicted model, not a curated record. NCBI's taxonomy places the organism in Eukaryota, Viridiplantae, Streptophyta, Magnoliopsida, Poales, Poaceae.
AUGAACAGUCUUACCCUUGGACUGGGCCUUCAGCUGGCGCUCCCGGUCAAGCCCCUAGGCCAUGGAGGCCUGAAGCUCCCGCGCUUGUGCUUGAAGCUGACCGACCUCCGCCUCAAGCCGUGCGAGCUCCUCGGCCUCGUGGUGGGCCUUUCCGGCAGCGGCCUGGAACUCCUCGCGGUCGCAGCAGGCCCUCUCGGCGACAACCUGGAGCUUGGCCUCCGCCCGCCGCGCAUCCUCCUGAGCCGCCUGCUCGCGCCUCUACAGAUCGGAGGAUACAACCACCAACGGAGAAGGUACCAUACCUGGCUACCGGGCAGGACGACGCCGUCCAACUGCCCCAACGCCGAGGACAGAGCCGCGCGGACGUUAGCAAGGCCGCACUGCAUCGCCUGCCACUUGCCCCAUUCCGUGGCAUCAUCCAACGUGAACAGGGACCUCUGCAGGUCGUCAUGGGACGACCAACGCAGGACGGACCCUCUCCACGCCCUGGGAACGGGAGUGGUCGAGGUAGAGGCGGAAGCCGACCUCGACGCCGCCGUCAAAACGGGCUCCACCAUCCUGGAAGCCGCCGAGCUCACCGACGGUCCCGGGGCACGCGCCCCUGCCCCCGUCGAAACCACCGCGGGCUCGCCAGUCGGCGCCACCGCCUCCGACGCGGGUGCUGGAGCGAGCGUCCCCGUGGCCGCCUGGCCCUCCGUCGCGACCGCCGAGACAGGCGUCCCCACCCCCGUCAGGGCCUCUGGAGUAGGCACCUCCGCCUCCGCCGCCGGUGCCACUUCCGCCGGGGCUCCCCGGGCGGGAGUCCCCGUCUCCGUCGCCACCGCCUCCUCUAUCACAGCCGCCGGGGCAGGUGUCCCAGUCUCCCCCGCUGCCGCUGUCCCCGCCGUAGCCGCGGGGGCAGGCUCUCCUUCCUCCGUCGCCGCCGCCGUCCCCGUCGCGGCAGCUGGGACAUCCGUCCCCGUCUCCACCGCCGCCGUUCCCUCCACCUCGUCAGCGUCGAGGUCGAUCACCUCCCCGGCUUGA